AGUAAAGUAACUAGUACGGGUAGCAGUAAGCGAAGAGAACUGGUUGUGUUUGUUUUUUUGGAAAUUAAAAUCAUGAGCCUGGGUGGUGGGAGUGGUAAUCUGGAGACUAGGACGUUGCUGGAUGAGCUCCGGAGCUUCGAUAAGGGCGGUUUCUUUGACUUAGGCCACCCUCUUCUCAAUCGCAUCGCCGAGAGCUUCGUCAAAGCCGCUGGGAUCGGUGCUGUUCAGGCUGUCUCUCGUGAGGCUUACUUUACUGCAUUUGAAGGGUUUGAUUCAAAUGGUAGCAGUGUACCGCCAGAGAUUUCGGGUGCCAAGAAGCAUCGCUUUCCGGACCUCAAAGGUGAAACAAACAGAAAAUCUCUUGAAGCCAUGGUGAAGAGCACAGGAAAGGAAUCUUUACAGUGGGGAUUAGCUGCAGGAGUUUAUUCGGGCCUCACAUAUGGACUGAAAGAGGCUCGAGGAGCUCAUGAUUGGAAAAACAGUGCAGUUGCAGGGGCAAUAACAGGGGUGGCUCUGGCACUUACAACAGAGGACUACUCUCAUGAGCAGAUAGUGCAAUGUGCUAUAACAGGAGCUGCAAUCUCCACUGCUGCAAAUCUUCUAACUGGCAUUUUUUAGUUCUUCAUGGAAAAAUAUGCACAUUUUUUUUUGUUUGGUUUUCCACUACUUAAAAAGGACUCUCUUUCUUUAUGCUUUUUUUAGUCUUAUAAAUAUGUGAUUUGUAUUCACCACCUGUUUCAAGAAACUCAUUAGAAGAACCCUUUUGGUCUUUUCUA
Molecule: messenger RNA, 776 nt
Organism: Ziziphus jujuba (common jujube)
Lineage: Eukaryota; Viridiplantae; Streptophyta; Magnoliopsida; Rosales; Rhamnaceae
Product: outer envelope pore protein 16-2, chloroplastic
Exons: 7
Coding region: 73-618 (181 amino acids)
Cellular component (GO): chloroplast outer membrane
Molecular function (GO): amino acid transmembrane transporter activity
Source: RefSeq, a predicted model, not a curated record